AUGCUCAAGAUGAUUCGUAGCCUCGAGGCCGGGGAGCUGAGCUUUUCGAAAACCCAAAAAUGGUGCUCAACCGCACAGAGGAAAAUCCGGUUCAUCGAUGAAACAUACGACAUCAGCAGCCUCUACGACGAGAGGUCGAGCCCAGAAGAUGCUCAGUCGUCAAGGAACGUAGGAGAGAGCCCAAACUCUACAGAAGAACCUGCUACUCUGGUAUCUCCCACCAAUGGUUUCCAGGCUAUCGAACGAGACAAUCGGACCCUCCCUCCUCCUAUCAAUGAAGUUUCACUCAACGUGCCGGUCUUACCAGAACCGUUGCCAGGCUUUCACUAUGACACGCCUUCCAGCACCGGUCCUCAGGUCGUCCCUGGACUGCAGGAGAUGAUCGAGUUUGGAUACUAUUCUCCUCCAGACUUGCGCAUACCCCAAAGCAGCUAUUUGCAUCCCUUUCAAACAGCCGAUCGACAAGCCACUGGAGCAAAGAUCAAUCCUCUGCUUAUUGGUCAACCGCCUGCUUUGCAGUGGUGCGACAAGCAAGAUGUCGCAUUGGUGCGCCACUUCGUAGAUGUCAUUGCUCCAAUAUUUGAUCAUGGUGGUCAACGGAAGAGCUUUGCAACCACGAUGCCGCAACUGGCCACGGUCCACCAACCCCUUCUCAGAGCCAUUUCAUCAAUCGCAGCCAUAAGCCUCAACAUCCUAGGAAUACCACACGCUGUUGAUCCCAGACAGCUGCGCUCGGACAGCUACAGUGACCUUGGUGUGAUAGCAUCAGAAGCUGUUGAAGCGAUGGAUGAUCAACAAUUCUACACCGUCAGCUUUCUCAAGAUUUUUGACAAUCUCGAUCGCAGUGUUGAUCCAGGGCGAUCUCUCAAUGAUCCCUUUGGUGGAAUGCAAGGCCAGCAAGCCAUGUAUCUCGGUCAGAUUACACUAGCAGAACAGCUCCGACAGGAUAUGAGCUGGGCAUCGCUACGUGUACAGCUCUAUUUCGCCGUAAUCAACCAGGAGCCCUGUUCUGUACUGCUCACUCUCGGCACCAACGAGUAUAUCUUUGAACAUGAGGAUAAUGACUCCCAGUGGGCGCGGAAGAUGGUCUUACAUCUCCAUAAUGUCGUCAGCUACUGCUUUGGGGACGACAAGGAUGGCGCUACUUACAAUGAGCUUGUGUCCUAUGCGCAAGAGUGGGCAAAGUUGAAACCCAUCUCGUUCGACCCAAUUUUUACAGGAGACGCGGAUGGAGAUGAUGUUUUUCCUGCUAUAUUCUUGCUCAACGACGCUGUGGCAGUCGGGUGGCAAAUGUAUCAUCUAUCGCGCAUAUUAAUGGUGGCUCAUGAUCACAAUCGACCGAUGUUGGGACCCAGUGGCGCUCUUGUCAGGCGCUCGAUCGAUAAAUCUCUUCGAAAAGAUGCAGAAAUCGUGUGCGGCAUUGCGAAUUCGAUCGGCGGCGUGAAUCCAGCAUACUUAGCGGCUUGUAUGGCCAUAUCGUUGACGGGGCAUCUUUUCACAAAGAAUUCGGAGCAGAAGGCACUGCUUGACAUUCUCGUACAAACCGAGAAGCAAUUCGGAUGGCCGACCUCGACAAUUCAAAGCCAUGUCCGGGAGACUUGGGAGUGUUAG
Molecule: messenger RNA, 1611 nt
Organism: Pestalotiopsis fici W106-1
Lineage: Eukaryota; Fungi; Ascomycota; Sordariomycetes; Amphisphaeriales; Sporocadaceae
Exons: 5
Coding region: 1-1611 (536 amino acids)
Source: RefSeq, a predicted model, not a curated record